AUGUCUCUUCCUUCAAUACAAAGAGUUUUUCUACAAUCUAUUGCUGCGGCAGACCCUGAGGGCCAUUUUGUAAAUGUCGAUAAUAUUCAAACAUAUUAUAAGAUAGCAAUUCCCCAACACCAUCAAAUCCUCCUUCAGAAUCAACAACCACUUCCAUACGAACCUCACAAACCCGUGAUUCUCUGUCUUCACCAUUUUCUAGGAAAUCAGUACACAUGGAAAUUUCUUAUGCAACCUUUAGCCGAUGCUACAGGUUGCCAUGUUAUCGCCUAUGAUAGGGUGGCGUUUGGUUUCACUGAGAGACCAGAUCAGUGGGAAGAAGGCAAGAAUCCUUAUACCCAAUCUGCUUCUGUGGAAUUUGCUAUCCAAUUGCUGGUACAAUUGGGAUAUGGUACGAAAAAGAUAAUAUUAGUUGGUUGUUCCACUGGUGCAGCUAUAUCUUGCUCAAUUGCAAUCAGAUUUCCUGAUUUAGUUCAUUCUUUAAUUCUGAUUGGCCCUUCAUUGAGACCCGAUGAUCAAGGCCCACCCCCUGUAGCGCGUAAUGUCUUAGGUUCAGCACCAGGAAAGCUAUUUCUUAAAACCAUAUUACAUCGAUAUAUUCCAUUAACAACUCUUUAUCACGACGUUCAUUCAAUGCAAGAAUGGGAGACAGUGAUCAAGCCGUGUUAUCGCGUUCCACUUAACUUGCCGAAUUUUUAUGAGUCGGUUUCGUGGUUGAUUAAAUAUUUUAUUCCUUUUGAAAUAUUACCUAAUAAACAUAUGUUACACCAAUUUCCUAUAUUAUACAUCGCCGGAGAUGAUGAUAAAUAUGUAGAAAAACAAAAAGAAAUUUUUGAUGAAAUGAUAGAGGGAGCUCCUAAAAAUGCUAUACUGGAAUAUAGUGUGAUAGAAAACUGUGGUCAUUUGCCACAAGAUGAAAAACCUCAGGAGGCUUUAGAUUUAAUAAUCGGUUUUCUCAGAAGACUUAAUAUUCACUGA
Molecule: messenger RNA, 978 nt
Organism: Dentiscutata erythropus
Lineage: Eukaryota; Fungi; Glomeromycota; Glomeromycetes; Diversisporales; Gigasporaceae
Source: the annotation of a GenBank genome assembly